Scomber japonicus (chub mackerel) is the source of this 6256-nucleotide messenger RNA. It is a transcript of the gene npc1, whose product is annotated as Niemann-Pick disease, type C1. The coding region runs from base 60 to 3878 and encodes 1272 amino acids. The transcript is spliced from 25 exons. Gene Ontology annotation, cellular component: membrane. Gene Ontology annotation, molecular function: lipid carrier activity. NCBI's taxonomy places the organism in Eukaryota, Metazoa, Chordata, Actinopteri, Scombriformes, Scombridae. The record is from RefSeq and is a predicted model, not a curated record.
CAAAAUAUGCGAAACUUCACCUGAACUGUCACUUCGACUCGGUCUUUUCAAUCAUAGGGAUGGGGUACUUACAAGAGAGAAGCAGUUUAUGUGUACUCUUCCUUAUCAUACUCCUGUCAGAAGGACAUUUUCGAUGGGUUGAGGCCCAGCACUGUGUGUGGUACGGUGAGUGCGGCGAGUCUGAAAAGGUGCCCGGAAAGAAGUACAACUGCAACUACACCGGUCCUCCUAUCCCGUUACAACCUGAGGGUUAUGAGCUUCUCAUGGAGCUCUGUCCCGGAUAUGACUACGGAGACCGAAAGCUCUGCUGUGAUGCUAACCAGUUGCGCACCCUCAAAGGGAGUCUCCAGCUGCCCCUUCAGUUCCUGUCUCGGUGUCCUGCCUGUUUCUUCAAUCUGAUGAACCUCUUCUGUGAGCUGACAUGCAGCCCCCACCAGAGUCAGUUCAUGAAUGGCACCAAGAUUGAUGAAAAAAAUGUUCUGGAGGUGCAGUACUAUAUUGGAAAAACAUUUGCUAACGCCAUGUACAAUGCCUGUAAGGACGUCCAGGCUCCAUCUAGCAAUGUGAAGGCCCUAUCACUGCUGUGUGGCAAGGAUGCAAAGGACUGCAAUGCUACAAACUGGAUCCAGUACAUGUUCGAUAUUAACAAUGGGCAGACACCCUUCCCUAUCAACCCGACAUUCUCAGAUGUCCCAGUUUCUGGUUAUACUCCCAUGAAUAACAAGACAUACGACUGCACAGAGGGCCUAGAGGAUGGCUCAGGUCCCUGCUCCUGUCAGGACUGCACAAAGGCCUGUGGUCCCAAACCUGUUCCUCCCCCUAUCCCCCCUCCCUGGACAAUCCUUGGUAUGGAUGCCAUGACUGUCAUUAUGUGGAUCUCUUACAUGGCCUUCCUGCUUAUCUUUAUUGGUGCUGUGCUGGCAGCUUGGUGUUACAGAAAAAGGACAAUUAUGUCUGAGUAUGGCCCCAUAUUGGACAGCAAUAACCCACUGUCUGUCAAUAGUGAUAAUCCUGACCAAGUCAAUGCAUCCUGCUGUGAAACGCUCGGCGAACGCUUUGAGAAUAGACUGCGGAUCCUCUUUACCUCCUGGGGUUCCUUCUGUGUGCGCUAUCCCUCUGUGGUCAUAUUGGGGAGCCUGAUACUGGUGGUAGCCUCCUCCGGGGGCCUGGUCUAUAUGCGCAUUAUCACCAACCCCGUUGACUUGUGGUCGUCUCCCGAAAGCCAAGCACGUCAGGAGAAGGACUACUUUGACAACCACUUUGGACCCUUCUUCAGAACCGCACAGCUCAUUAUAACCACUUCCACCAACAACACUUUUGAUUACAAUUCCUACUUCGGAGGAUCAACUGUCCCAUUUGGAGCCAUCCUUGAUAAAGAUAUCCUGCAUGAGGUGCUGGACCUGCAGCUUGCCAUCGAAGGCCUUGUAGCCACAUAUGAGGGAAAAAAUGUUACCUUGAAGGACAUUUGUUUGGCUCCACUGGCCCCAUACAAUGACAACUGUACCAUCUUGAGUGUCCUCAACUACUUCCAGAACAGCCACUCCGUGCUGGAUCACAGCAUUGGAGACGAGUUCUUUGUCUACGCUGACUUUCACAGCCACUUCCUCUACUGUGUCAGUGCACCAGCAUCCCUCAAUGACACCACUCUCCUCCAUGAUCCCUGUCUCGGCACUUAUGGGGGCCCUGUCUUCCCUUGGCUUGCGCUUGGUGGCUACGAUGAGACCAACUACAACAACGCCACCGCUCUAGUGAUCACCUUUCCUAUCAACAACUACCUGAACGACUCUGUCAGAAUGGGCAAAGCUCUGGCAUGGGAGAAAGAAUUCAUCAGCUUCAUGAAAAACUUCAAAAACCCCAAUCUGACCGUAGCCUUUACUUCAGAGAGGAGUAUUGAAGAUGAAAUUAACAGAGAGAGCAACAGUGACAUCAGCACCAUAGUAAUGAGCUAUGCCAUUAUGUUUAUCUACAUCUCCCUGGCUCUGGGUCACAUCCACAGCUUCAAAAGAGUAAUGGUGGACUCUAAGAUUUCUCUAGGUAUAGCAGGUAUCCUGAUUGUGCUGAGUUCUGUGGCCGCCUCACUGGGGAUCUUUAGCUAUGCUGGUAUCCCGCUCACUCUCAUUGUCAUUGAGGUCAUUCCCUUCCUGGUGUUGGCUGUUGGAGUGGACAACAUCUUUAUUAUAGUGCAAACUUACCAGAGGGAUGAGCGCAUGCCUCAAGAGGAACUUCAUCAACAGAUUGGUCGUAUUCUUGGUGACAUCGCCCCCAGCAUGUUCCUCUCCUCCUUCUCUGAGACAGUGGCCUUCUUCCUGGGAGCCCUGUCCAACAUGCCUGCAGUGAGGACUUUCUCUCUGUUUGCUGGCUUGGCUGUUUUUAUCGAUUUCCUGUUGCAGAUCAGUUGCUUUGUCAGCUUGCUAGGCCUGGAUGCCAGAAGACAGGAGGGAAAUCGUUUUGACAUCUGCUGCUGUGUGAAGCUGCCAGAAGGUCAGGAAGCGAAGACAGACGGCUUCCUCUUCCGUUUUUUCAAGAAAAUCUAUGCUCCAUUCAUCCUCAAAGAGUGGGUGCGACCGAUCGUAGUGGCUGUGUUUGUCGGAAUACUCUCCUUUAGUAUUGCUGUGGUGAAUAAAGUAGAGAUUGGACUGGACCAGAAACUCUCCAUGCCUGAUGACUCCUAUGUGUUGGACUACUUCAAAAACAUGAGCAUGUAUCUCCACACUGGAGCUCCAGUGUACUUCGUGGUAGAAGACGGUCUCAACUACAGUAGCCUGGAGGGCCAAAAUCUUGUGUGUGGAGGGGUGGGCUGCAACAACAACUCCCUGGUCCAGCAGGUUUAUGAAGCCUCACUCAUCAGUAACUACACCACCAUUGCCCUUACUCCGUCCUCCUGGCUCGAUGACUACUUUGACUGGGUGAAGCCACAGUCCUCCUGCUGUCGGUACUACAACAGCACUGGGGCCUUCUGCAACGCCUCGGUGGUAAACCCAUCCUGUGUUCACUGUCGGCCCAUGACUGCUAGCGGAAAGCAGAGGCCUGUUGGAGACGAAUUCAUGCGGUUUCUACCCAUGUUCCUGUCAGACAAUCCUAACAUCAAGUGUGGAAAAGGUGGCCACGCAGCCUACGCCACAGCAGUUGACCUCCAUCCUGACAACACAGCAGUCGGAGCCACUUACUUCAUGACGUAUCACACCAUCCUGAAGGAGUCCCCAGACUACAUAGAUGCUUUGAAAAUGGCCCGAAUCCUGGCUAACAAUAUCAGCCAGUCCAUUGACCACAAAGUUUUUGCCUACAGCGUGUUCUACGUGUUCUACGAGCAGUACCUGACCAUCGCGUAUGACACAGCUCUGAACUUGAGCGUGUCCCUGGCAGCCAUAUUUGUGGUAACGACAGUACUGUUAGGUUUUGAGCUGUGGUCAGCCGUUAUCGUCUGCAUCACCAUCGCCAUGAUCCUGGUCAACAUGUUCGGUGUCAUGUGGCUAUGGGACAUCAGCCUCAAUGCAGUAUCACUUGUGAACCUGGUCAUGAGCUGUGGUAUUUCGGUGGAGUUCUGCAGUCAUAUCGUUAGAGCUUUUUCCAUCAGCAUGAAGAGGAACAGAGUUGAGCGGGCUGAAGACGCCCUGGCUCACAUGGGAAGCUCUGUUUUCAGUGGGAUCACAUUAACAAAGUUUGGAGGUAUCCUGAUUUUAGCGCUCUCCAAGUCCCAGAUCUUCCAGGUCUUCUACUUCAGGAUGUACCUGGCUAUAGUGCUGCUGGGGGCCACACACGGUCUCAUCUUCCUCCCUGUACUGCUCAGUUAUAUAGGUCCUUCAGUGAACAAAGCAAAAGUGUCCGCCACUAACCAGCGCUACGCAGGUACAGAAAGGGAGCGCCUCCUCAACUACUAGCAAGCUGUCAGAGACAAUGAACAAUGAACUAACUAUGUGUCUGGGAGGGACUAUGUGGUUACUGACACACUCAUCAUCGUUGCCACUACUAUGCAUGGAUUUAACUCAGGAAUAUACCCAGGAGCAGGAGUACCAGAGGCCUUUCCUCAGAAGACUGUGGACCCACACCAUUCUUCCUUCUCCUCACACUACAGAGCAGGCUUAACUUCAUCAUUUGAAGUAUGAGCAACACAAGUGCAACAAAAAAAUAACACUUUUCAAAGUGUUGAAGUAGCAGAGACAUCACCCCCACAAUCAGUUUACAGACACACACUCAGUCAGUUCCAUAUGCUAUGAGUUAUUUUGAUUUAGGAAAACUCAAAAGGGUAAAACUGGUCAGUUUUUUUCAUGUUUUUUAAAAUAUAUAUACCAGAAAAAACAUUGUAUAAAAGGAUUUUUUUUUUUUUUAAACUUUUGUAGAAUUAUGUUUUAAGAAUCGUUUAUCGCUCGGGACACCACACACACCUGGACUAACAGGUAACACAACUGAUACCAUUGGCCCUCAUUAUAUUUGGCAUUUACAGGAGUAUGGGGCUUUAUCAACAUAAUUAUAUGGCAAGACAGUCAUGCAAGUCAGUUAUGGUAUUUUUCAACUAGCAAUAAUGUGUGUUUCUUCUGCACAUGAAGAAAUUAGGAUUAUUGGUUGCAGUUUGUAAGUGGUAGUGACAUGUUUUUAUUGUUUUGACUUCAACUACCUGGAUUUAAAAUGGAACAAUAUGUAUGAGAGCAAAGUGCUGACUUUCAGCAGUUUUUUAGGGUGUUCACAUCCAUAUUGCAAGAGCGUUCUGCACAGAUACAGAUGUAAAUGCAUUCAAAACUGAAACUUCAUAGUCAAAGCCAAUACUGAGCAGUCCAAAAAUGUGUGUGUUUCGCCAUGCAGGUAUUGCAUGUUGCACAUCCAGCCCUGUCUUUAAUUUCCACUUAAGUCACUAUUUACAUUAUCCUGUGUCACAUUUCAAUUUAGACCUAGUUAAUGUCCUUGUGAUUGCAUGACCAUGUUGGUAGCUUUCAUGAAUGGUCACAGAUACAUGUUCAUGCCAGGUGUAAAGGGUGCUUUAAUGCUUGGAUCGGUUUUACUGAAGCAGAAAUUAAGUUUUUUGCAGUUACUGAACACAGUUUUUGUUGCAUCAAGAGAUGACAAAGCUUUACAUAUAGUUAAAUAGUCUGUAGAAUACUGGAUUAAUGGUACAGUCCUGGGCUUUUUCAUUCCCACAUCUUUAAGUUAUUGUUUUUUAUUUUGUUAACUGUUGACAUUUUGUUGUCAUGCAUUGCUCUGUGAAAACCCCCUUCCAGUUUCCUUGCUCAGAACUCCUUCCAGGCAGUCCCUUGGGUUUCAAGGAAAACCACAGGCUGAGCAGUGAGAGAGGGUUGGGACAUCACUGGAAGAGGUUGUUAACAUUUUACACAAGGUGUAUAAAACCUGCAAGUACUGUACUUAAAGGAACAGUAACAUUCCUUUUGUUUUAGUUCAACAAUGAUGCAGUAAUGUUGUUUUUGGAAUGUAAGAAAAAAUAAGAAAGGAUGUGAAAAAAUGUUAUUGAGCAACUGACAGAGUUGUAACAUUAAUUUUGAUAACUGCUUGUUAACAGUGCUGUGCAUUGAUUGUAUAGACGAAUCAUCGCUCAUCCUGAACAACAUGAUUGUAGAGAGAGAGAUUAAACCAACCAUUGGAAUACUUUAGUUUUUAACAAUUUUAACAUAUAUUAAAACAUUUUCAGAAAAGUAUGUAGUGGAGCCUGAUUCCCAUCUGUAUUUUACUGUGGAGACACCUCUAUGAAUUACUUAUUUGUCCCUUAAUAUAAUGAGCUUUUCUAAUGUUUUUGCAGAUGUACAAUUGAUUUUAAAUUAUGUAAUAGUGUCAGUAGACUGAAAUGCUGCUUAAAAGUAAUCCACUGUAAAGGUUUCUCUUUAAUAGUGUUGCUUUUCAGCUUCUGUCUGAAGAAAUGUUUUUGGAACAAAAUCUGCUGUAGUUUUGUUCUUUCAAAAUGCAAUGCAACAUACAGUAACUGCAGUGAAUGCUUCUACAGUAAAAAAAAAAUGAUGUGCUGUCGCUGAGAUUGUUCAUACUGACCACAGUGUGGCGCCUGAAUCCAUUCAUGAAUCUUUGCCUGCAUCAUGCUCACUUAAGUGUAGUGGGAGUGACCUAAUUUUUCUGUCUUGAAGAGAAACAGCCUUGCAUUGCUUUUACAGUGUCAUUGAAUUAAAUAUCAGUGUGGAUCCAUUAUUUUUAAUGCAAAGACAACAGAGUUUAUUACCUUAAAUAUCUCUGUUCUCUACCUAAAUCUAAAGCUUCUAAGAUAUUUACACUAAAACUUGAAUGGCCAUCAGUCUCUCACAUC